Salvia splendens (bonfire salvia) is the source of this 2350-nucleotide messenger RNA. RefSeq names its product micronuclear linker histone polyprotein. The coding region runs from base 578 to 2350 and encodes 590 amino acids. Lineage: Eukaryota; Viridiplantae; Streptophyta; Magnoliopsida; Lamiales; Lamiaceae. The transcript has 3 exons. The record is from RefSeq and is a predicted model, not a curated record.
UUCAACAAGCAUGAUGCAACCUUCUCACCAAAGUAUAGCUACAACUCAUUCCCAGAAACACUAAAAUUUCAUUCACAAUUCUCUUCAAGAGCCACCAAAAUCAUAACUACCUGUAUUUUUUAUCUCUACUUUUCAAUUUUGGGAAGCUUGUGAGAAUGAGCAACAUGACGACGAAACCAGAUUUUGCGCAGAAACUGCUGAAUGAUCUGCGCCAGCGCAAGGAAAGGAUGGCCGCCACUCAGACCUCAAGUCGACAGUCGAGCCAAACAUCUAGAGUUGCAUGACAAGAUUAAGGGGAUUCGGAUUGAAUCGAUAAACAUCUUCUCGAGGCAACGUUAGGAACACAGAACUCUAAUAGCUAUGUUACAUAGAGAUGAUCAAGAAUGUGAACAGAAAGAAGCAAGUGUAACAGUGAUUGAAAAGGAUAUAAUUUUAACAAAAAGUUGAGGCACAAAAACAGUGAUUAAGGUGAUUUUGUAUGUAAACUCCUAUGGUUGUUGUGUUAGCCUUUCACCGUUAAGGUCUCACGAAUCUGUGAACAACAGCCACACGCGGGACAUCAAGGGGCGCUCGACAAAUGAAUGUCCUAGAUUCCGGUAGUUCUACAACGAGAGGCAGCAGAUCAGUGAACACGAAAGACACUUCGAGCCAGAUCAUUGUCUACGAGGGCAGGCAAAGCUCUAAGCAAGUCAGAGAUCUGUCGAUGGCCAUAGCUUUCGCCUUUGAGAAUAGUGGAAAUCUCAGUACCAUUAGCGGCUCCAGCAGCAAUCCACUAGUAAAUUUCUUCAACAGAUUUGGCCGAAGAUCACCAAACUCGAGGAAAAUGGAGACUACCGGCUUCUACAAUCAUACCUCAGCUGGUUCGUUUCCUAACAUCCAUGUCAAUGAAAUAUCGAAAGGAGUUCACAAGCUCAACCAGAUUCUUAGCGCCUGCUCCAACGGCCUUAACUUGGACAGAAACUCGAUUGAAAUUGGGAGAGAGCUGCUGAAAGGCGCAAUUGAUUUGGAAGAGUCCCUGAGGAUGCUCGUGAGCUUACAGGACGCUUCAGAGUUCACGAACAGUUCACAGAAGAAAGGCCGUAUAAAGUUACUUGGAGAGGAUGGAGACGAGGAUGAGGAUGAUGACAACGGGAAAAUAGUCGAGCAGUGGAAGCUGGAUCGGCCUAGAUUCUCCUUUGAUAGAACCUCAGGGAAGUCCCGAGCGGUCCAGGGUGGAACGAGACAGCAACAGCUAGCUCUACCAUAUAGACAUGAAACGUCCGACCAAUCUAUUAUCACCAACUCGCAACUGAUUCCUCAUACGAGGUCUAAUAGCUAUGUCGAGGAUUACAGUCUCUUAAGUUUAUCAAAGUCCACACCAGAGAAGGGAAGGAUUUCAAAUGUGAUAGCUAAACUUAUGGGGCUCGAAGAAGUUCCUCUGAAGGAGGGCUCGAUAGGUGGGAAAAAUGUAUCGAACGGAAGUGGCAAGCAGAAAAAACCCAUGACUAGAGAGACUAGGAACAAUGGAUCUGAUCUUAGCACCAACAAGAUGCAGCCAAGAAGAGAGCCCAAGCAACAGAUCAAACCUGAAAAGAGCCAUGAAACGAAGGAUGGCGCCUCUAAAAUGGUAAACUCGGAGAGGAGCCAGCUGCGUAAAGAUUUUAAAAUGCAAGCAGUGAGCAUCGAGCCAGCAAACAUCAUGAUAAAGAAACAACAAAGCCACACUAAUCAUGUCGAUGGAGUCUCGAGCUUCAAUGAAAACACGAGGAAACAAACUCAUGGAGAGGACAAAAGGGCACAGAAAAGCUCAAUGCUGAAAGCAGAAGGGAAAACAAGCAAUAGGAUUGAGCAAGUGGUGAGUGCAAAUUCAGUAGAAAAGAGGAAUGCAAAUAACUAUGUUCCGAAAAAUCAAGAACAGAUCACUAAAAGACCUGACCGCGCUGAAGAUAAGAACUCUGUCGACUAUAAACCACAGCAGCUUCAGAAAUAUAAUUUGGUGGCAAAAAUCCAUGAGGGCAAACAAGUGGAAAACAUAAAUGCUUCAAAAUCCAAGAGAAGUGCAGCCACGAAUCAGCAGAAGAAGUUACCAUGCGAAAAAUCCACUCCUGGUGAUGGGAGAUCAACGAAAGUUCCCGUGAGAGACUCUGUUCACAGACGACAUCAAGAUGCUGAACUCACAAUUGAUAACUCGCAGAAUACUGCAAUCUAUCCAGAAAGUCCCCGGACACAAAGGCAAAGUCAGGGCACAUCUAAAACUGAAAGCGGUAUAGAAGAGGGGAGCAGUCGACUGCUUGCAGAAGAGAAGCCACUCGAGGCCUCACCCACACAGGAGAAUUGUUACCAGGAAGGUUCAGAGAAGAGAGAUUCCUGA